AUGGCGCUAGUUUUUUCUCGCAACUAUACCGUAUUAAUAUUACUAUCGAUUUUCUUAUUCGUCUCGUUAGAUAUCAAUGGCGUGGAAUCAACCCACCGAGUUUUUCUAGAAUUUCAAUCUGUUCCUGCUGUAAAUGUCAAGCUAGUUCACAAACCUGCUUACCAUUUUCAACCUAAGAAGCAUUGGAUCAACGAUCCUAAUGGACCAAUGUUCUACAAAGGCUAUUACCAUCUUUUCUAUCAGUACAAUCCCCAAGGUGCUGUCUGGGGGAACAUUGUAUGGGCUCACUCUGUUUCAAAGGACUUGAUCAAUUGGCUUGCACUCGAAACAGCAAUUUCCCCUUCGAAGCCCUUUGACAAAUACGGAUGCUGGUCAGGAUCAGCCACAAUUCUUCCUGGUAACAAACCUAUCAUACUCUACACUGGUAUAGUAUCCCCUGAACCUGAGUCCACCCAAGUCCAAAACUAUGCUGUUCCUGCUAAUUAUUCCGAUCCAUUUCUUCGUGAAUGGAUAAAACCGGACAACAAUCCAUUGGUUACAGCCCAUAGUGAGAACUCGUCUGCCUUUCGUGAUCCUACUACUGCAUGGUUUGAUGGUGGCCACUGGAAAAUGCUGGUAGGUAGCAGGAGAAAACAUAGAGGAAUGGCCUAUUUGUAUCGAAGCAGAGAUUUCAUGAAUUGGGCAAAGUCCCCACAUCCUUUGCAUUCUAAGGCCAACACAGGAAUGUGGGAAUGUCCUGAUUUUUAUCCAGUGGCUCAAGAAAGCACGAAAGGGCUGGAUACGUCUGAAAGAGGGGAGAAUAUUAAGCAUGUGUUGAAGGUUAGUCUGGAUGAAACUAGAUAUGAGUACUACACGAUUGGAACGUAUGAUCGUGUCAAGGAUAGGUAUGUUCCGGAUAAUACAUCAGUUGAUGGUUGGGCAGGAUUGAGAUAUGAUUAUGGUAACUUUUAUGCUUCAAAAACUUUCUUUGAUCCUCUCAAGAAUCGAAGAAUUUUGUGGGGUUGGGCUAAUGAGUCUGAUACUCGGGAUGAUGAUGUUAAAAAGGGUUGGGCUGGAGUUCAGCUAAUUCCGAGGACAGUUUUGCUGGAUCCAAGUGGAAGGCAACUGAUCCAGUGGCCAAUCGAAGAACUAGAACAACUGCGCGGAGCAAGAGUACAGAUGGGAAAACAAAAAAUCAACGAGGGAGAUCAUGUCGAAGUAAAAGGAAUAACAGCUGCACAGGCAGAUGUUGAUGCAACGUUCUCAUUUGAGAGCUUAGAUAAAGCUGAGUCAUUCGAUCCUAAAUGGAUGAACUUAGACGCUCAAGACGUCUGCAACUUGAUGGGAUCAACUGUUAUUGGAGGUCUCGGACCAUUCGGGCUACUGACUUUGGCUUCAGAGAAGCUCGAAGAAUAUACUCCUGUCUUCUUUCGGAUAUUCAAGACUCAAGAGAAGCACAAAGUUCUGAUGUGUUCUGAUGCAAAACGGUCCUCUUUGGCUAAAGGAUUGUACAUGCCAUCAUUUGCAGGAUAUGUAGAUGUGGAUUUAACUGACAAUAAGAUUUCACUCAGAAGUCUGAUUGACAAUUCAGUGGUGGAAAGUUUUGGGGCUCGAGGAAAAACAUGCAUAUCAUCCAGGGUUUAUCCAACACUAGCAAUUUCUAAGAAUGCUCAUUUAUUUGUAUUCAACAAUGGAACAGAGCCCAUCACUGUAGAUAGCUUGGAUGCUUGGAGCAUGAACCCUCCUUCAAAGAUGAACUAAGAUGUAAUUUAGUAGAAACUAUAAGAUUUAUUUUUAUUAUUAUACUUAUAGCGUAGCAGGGUAUAUAUGAUAACCUUUUUUAGCAUUUGAA
Molecule: messenger RNA, 1831 nt
Organism: Daucus carota subsp. sativus
Lineage: Eukaryota; Viridiplantae; Streptophyta; Magnoliopsida; Apiales; Apiaceae
Product: beta-fructofuranosidase, insoluble isoenzyme 3
Exons: 7
Coding region: 1-1740 (579 amino acids)
Biological process (GO): carbohydrate metabolic process
Molecular function (GO): hydrolase activity, hydrolyzing O-glycosyl compounds
Source: RefSeq, a predicted model, not a curated record